This is a messenger RNA of Lathyrus oleraceus (garden pea), 721 nucleotides long. RefSeq names its product putative wall-associated receptor kinase-like 11. Gene Ontology annotation, molecular function: protein serine/threonine kinase activity; ATP binding. Bases 1 to 717 code for a protein of 238 amino acids. Gene Ontology annotation, biological process: protein phosphorylation; cell surface receptor signaling pathway. The transcript has a single exon. Gene Ontology annotation, cellular component: plasma membrane. The record is from RefSeq and is a predicted model, not a curated record. Lineage: Eukaryota; Viridiplantae; Streptophyta; Magnoliopsida; Fabales; Fabaceae.
AUGUCCAGGUGUCGGCAUAAGCCUGCAUUACUGGUUGGAAGCUUUUACGCUUAUUUGGCAUUGAAGAAAAGAAAGCUUGUUAAACAUAAAGAACAUUUUUUUCAACAAAAUGGUGGCUUAUUAUUACAACAAGAGAUAGGGAAGGACAGAGGGUCAAUUGAAACAGCUCAAGUCUUCACUAUUGAGGAGCUAAAUGAAUCAACCAACAACUUCGAUGAAAAGAAGAUCCUAGGCCAAGGUGGUCAGGGAAUAGUUUACAAAGGGGUUUUACAAGAUAAAAGAAUUGUGGCAAUAAAAAAGUCCAAAAUCAAUGACCCAAACCAGAUUGAGCCGUUCAUCAAUGAAGUGGCUGUUCUUUCCAAAAUCAACCAUGGAAAUGUGGUAAAGCUUUUGGGUUGUUGUUUAGAGACAGAAGUUCCCUUGCUUGUUUAUGAAUUGAUUCCCAAUGGUACAUUAUAUGAGCAUCUUCAUGAUCAAAACCAAUCCAUAAAGCUUACGUGGAAAACAAGAUUAAGAAUAGCAAAAGAAACGGCUGGUGUCCUGGCAUACUUGCAUUCUGCUGCUUCUACACCAGUCAUACAUAGAGAUGUGAAAUCUACAAAUAUACUACUAGAUGACAAUCUCACUGCCGUUUUUAAUUUUGGAGCUUUACGGAUUGUUCCACUUGAUCAUACUCGCAUAACCACUCUUAAUUUUGGGGUCCACAAUUAUAUAUAAAUUC